This is a messenger RNA of Mus caroli (Ryukyu mouse), 604 nucleotides long. It is a transcript of the gene Coa5, whose product is annotated as cytochrome c oxidase assembly factor 5. The record is from RefSeq and is a predicted model, not a curated record. Gene Ontology annotation, cellular component: mitochondrion. NCBI's taxonomy places the organism in Eukaryota, Metazoa, Chordata, Mammalia, Rodentia, Muridae. Gene Ontology annotation, biological process: mitochondrial respiratory chain complex IV assembly.
GCCCCUAGCUUGCCAGUGGGCGUGUCCCACGCCCUUCCGGGCGGUGCGGGGUGACCGAGGGCGGUGAUCCAGUGUGGUGAGGGCGGUGGGUCCUCGCCAUGCCCCGGUAUUAUGAGGACAAGCCGGAGGGCGGCGCGUGUGCGGGCGUGAAGGAGGAUCUGGGUGCAUGUCUGCUGCAGUCUGCCUGUGUGCUCCAGGAAGGAAAAUCCCCGCGGCAGUGUUUGAAGGAAGGCAAUUGUAGAGCUUUGCAGUAUUCCUUUUUUGAAUGUAAAAGAUCAAUGCUGGAUGCCAGAUCAAGAUUCAGAGGGAGAAAAGGAUAUUGAUAACAUGCUGAACGCAAGAUGAAAGUCACCCAGGAUUUUCUGUGGUCCUUAACAGAAAAGAACCAAAUGGGAAGCACAGCAGCUGCCGCAUCUCUUCCACCUCUGGGCCAGGUGUUCCUCCCAAGGACACCAGAGAAAAUGGAUCAGUACUGUUUCUGAAUGAGUCUGUUGGCUGAAGUCAUUUAUAGAAGAUCNAUGGGACUAAACAACUAUGGGCUAAGAAUGUGUUUUGGGAAUUGCCUAAUGGAGAGAUUAUGUUCAAGGAUGACUCUUCGAUCAGA